AUGGAAUCUAACCGUUCGUUAAUCUUUUCCUUUCAAUUUUAUCAUCAUGUGGAAUAUUUGGGCUCGUGUGGUAAGAUCAAUGACAGUCGCAUGUUUGGCAACGAACCGGCACUGCCAACUCUCUACGCGGAAUUGCCGGGACUGGUGCUCACAUUUAUCGCACUCAUUCUAAAUGGACUAUCACUGAUUGUGUUUUGUGUGGACGAAUGGGGUGGAUUGCGACUACGCUCAUGCUCGCCUGAAUCGACUUCUGCGGCGGACAAAACGACCAGAUCGACCGUGAUAGCCAGUACGGAUGCGACGCACGCUAACCCGAAUGUGUCGUUCGGGUUGAGCAAACGAUCCAAUGUGGCCGGAUCCAAACGAAGUUCCGUCACACUGAGUCUUCUUCUGCUCUGCGCUUGCGAGUGUACGUACGCAUUCGGGAAGACCGUGUUCCGUACUUCGCUAUUCACCACACCAUAUGCUAUCUCAGCCACAAUAGACUCAAUGGACGUGAUGGAAUCGAUGAAGCGACGUAUCGAGGUCUUACCCGUGUUGCAAAAUCUGUUCUUUUUCAUCUCCGAUGUCGGCCUGAUGUGCCGAAAUUGGUGCGUCUGUUUGAUCACAAUUGCACGAGCUGAGGUCGUGAUGUGGCCACUGGGAUCUCGGCGCUGGCAGCGUAUUUUACGCACCAGACGAUGGUUUUUUGUCUCAUUCCUGGUCAUCUUGAAUAUUGCCAUUGUGUUUGCCUACCUGAAGCAUUCCGAUUUUGUCGGGAAUUUGUGCUUUGAUCCGGCCCGUAUGCAAUUCGCACUGUGGAUGCACGAAUUCACAAUGAGUCAAAGUCAAUUCGAAUCGUUCGAGUUGUUUGGCUAUCACAUGCUUCAGAGUUGUUUGGCUUGGUGUCUGAUUUUCGUAUUCACUCUGAUCAUCAUUAUUCGAUUGAAACCGUGGAAACAGGACGUGGACAAACUGUUCUCGUCGCUGAAACAAUCACCUGCCCAUCAGUCGUUGAAAAGCAAUCCAGCCGCACAGUCAGUCAGUGCCCAGGCGGAUGCAAUGCGUCGUCGACAACGUAGCCAAAUCCGUGCCACUCGUGUGGUCAUAGUGAUCGUGGUGAUGUUUGUCGUGCUCGAGUUUGUCACAUUUGUGAGUGUGUGCUUUCAGUUUGCCGGCAUAGUGGGUGCACACAGUCCCACAAUGCGAACUCUGGAAAGUGUGGCCAACACAAUGGUCACGGCCGAUUCAAUUGGAAAUUUCAUUGUGUUCAUUCUGACCUUGAAACAGUUUCGGAUUAUGUGUCUCCAAUUGUUCUGCUGCCGGAAACGCCCGAUUACGCCGUCGACAAGUGUGGCCAUGCAUACACCGGGACAAAUAUCGACUGGGAACAACGUCGGUCAGUCAUCCGUCGUGGUCAGCACGGAACGAACGCAGAUUGAACUAGAAUAA
Molecule: messenger RNA, 1431 nt
Organism: Echinostoma caproni
Lineage: Eukaryota; Metazoa; Platyhelminthes; Trematoda; Plagiorchiida; Echinostomatidae
Source: the annotation of a GenBank genome assembly